Messenger RNA from Clonostachys solani, 267 nucleotides. The record is from the annotation of a GenBank genome assembly. NCBI's taxonomy places the organism in Eukaryota, Fungi, Ascomycota, Sordariomycetes, Hypocreales, Bionectriaceae.
GAUCUCUCUUUUCGCCCAUGUCUGUCCUGGCGGGAGCAGGCAUGCAAUUCGUUCCAUGCAUUGCCGAGUUUUCUACGGUGGACUGACUGCUGCAUACGGAAGCCGGAAGGAGACAGGAGAAAAAAAUUGACACGAGAUCUAAAAUAUCCAUCAAAUAUCCACUUUGUCAUGAAAUCCAACAAACGCAAACAGUGUGACUCACUUACGAUUAGCCGCAUCCAUACAGACGAAAUAACCGUGACUCGAGCUAUUGUAUGUACAUGGCAG